This is a messenger RNA of Notothenia coriiceps (black rockcod), 459 nucleotides long. RefSeq names its product gelsolin-like. Gene Ontology annotation, cellular component: cytoplasm; actin cytoskeleton. Bases 73 to 459 code for a protein of 128 amino acids. Lineage: Eukaryota; Metazoa; Chordata; Actinopteri; Perciformes; Nototheniidae. Gene Ontology annotation, biological process: cell projection assembly; actin polymerization or depolymerization; barbed-end actin filament capping. The transcript is spliced from 3 exons. The record is from RefSeq and is a predicted model, not a curated record. Gene Ontology annotation, molecular function: actin filament binding; phosphatidylinositol-4,5-bisphosphate binding.
UGUGUGUGUGUGUGUGUGUGUGUGUAGAUCUGGCGUGUCGAGGGGUCAGAGAAAGUUCCCGUUGACCCGGCGAUGUUCGGUCAGUUCUACGGAGGAGACAGUUACAUCAUCCUGUAUAAGUACAGACACGACAACAGACAGGGAUCCAUCCUCUACACAUGGCAGGGGGCAGACUCCAGCGUGGACGAGGUGGGGACGUCGGCCCUCCUGACGAUCCAGCUGGACGAUGAGCUGGGGGGGGCGGCCGUCCAGGUGCGCGUGGUGCAGGGCAAAGAGCCCGCCCACCUCAUGAGCCUCUUUGGGGGCAAGCCAAUGGUGGUGUACAGGGGCGGGACAUCCAGAGAGGGCGGCCAAUCAGAGGGGGCCGACACCCGCCUGUUCCAGGUCCGAGCCAAUACGGCGGGAGACUGCAGAGCUGCGGAGGUGAGUCAGGAUAACCAUGCUCAUUUUGGUCCAUGA